Molecule: messenger RNA, 1724 nt
Organism: Rubroshorea leprosula
Lineage: Eukaryota; Viridiplantae; Streptophyta; Magnoliopsida; Malvales; Dipterocarpaceae
Source: the annotation of a GenBank genome assembly
AUCAAACUAAUCAUUAAAUUACUUGCCAAUUUGCCGACCAUCGUAAGGAUCUUCCUUGAUCGCCGUUGCCACAGGGCACUGCACUCGCCGCAACCCAUGUCCACCGCUGGUUCCGCCACCGCCACACUCUUGACCCCGACGUUGGACUCUGAAUCCCAAGCCUUGCUUCAAUCCAUCACUUCCCAUGGCGGCUACGCCUAUGCCCGCAUGGCGUCGCUUGCAGCUUCCGGCGACCAACGCGCAGCCGAGGUGGCGCGUGAGAUGGCCUGGGAGCAGCUCCAUUCUGGGCCCUGGCACUCCGUGCUCCCCGUUUGGCGGGACGCUUAUUCCAUGGCCUGCCUUUAUGUCGCCAAGUUUCACUUCUCCAAUGGGGAGUUCAAGGACGCGCUUAGGGCUCUGGACAUGGGCAUCAUCAUGGGAGGCCCCUUGCUUAGGAAAGACUUAGACUCUGCAAUCGAAGUUGUUUUGGAAGCCAAAACAGGGCGGCAGAAUGACAAAGCUGCUAUUCGGAACGAGGGUCCCCGAAAUUCUGGACGUCCGAAGCUGCUUUGCCCGGAAAAUUUUGAUAAGUCCGAGGUACUUAAGGUUUUACCAGUCAGGUCAUUGUCUUGUAAGAUUGUGGUGAAGAGGUCCGCCCUUUCCUUGGAGGGAUUUCUACAUGAAUAUUUUCUUUUAGGUUCUCCAGUCAUAAUUACUGAUUGUAUGGCUCAUUGGCCAGCCAGAACAAAGUGGAAUGACUUGGAUUACCUAACAAGGGUUGCUGGUGAUCGUACAGUUCCAGUUGAGGUUGGGAAAAAUUAUUUAUGCCCUGAGUGGAAGCAAGAACUUAUUACAUUUUCUCAGUUUCUUGAGAGGAUCCAAUCUAAUGAUUGUUCUUCUGCAGUUCGCACAUAUCUUGCACAACAUCAGUUGUUUGAUCAGAUAAUUGAGCUACAGAAGGACAUUUGUAUUCCUGACUACUGCUAUGCUGGUGGUGGGGAGAUAAGGUCUGUAAAUGCGUGGUUUGGUCCAGCUGGGACAGUAACACCAUUGCACCAUGAUCCACACCAUAAUAUACUUGCACAGGUUGUUGGCAAGAAGUAUGUAAGACUGUAUGCUGCAACAUUGACUGAGGAGCUUUACCCAUACUCUGAAACAAUGCUUAAAAAUUCCAGCCAGGUCGAUCUAGACAACAUAGAUGAGGUAGAGUUCCCAAAGGUGCAUGACUUAGAAUUUCUGGACUGUAUUUUAGAGGAAGGGGAAAUGCUUUACAUCCCCCCAAAAUGGUGGCACUACGUGCGAUCCCUUACGCCAAGUUUUUCAGUCAGCUUCUGGUGGAGCGGUUCUGCCAGUCCAACAGCAUCCUGACCUGAUAGCCUAAUUCUUUCCGGGUUCUGUUCUUUUUAAAGAACCAGGCAUUAUAUCAGAAACUAAGCUGAUAAAAAUUCUUACACAGACAGAAUGAGAACGGUGAUAGUGUAAUCUUAUGUAUGCAUAGAUAUAUGAUAGUAUAUGUACUCAAAAGGAAAUCCUUAGAAUGCAAGAAGUAGACAAUUUUGAGGUGUAUUUUGAUUUUAGAAAUUGCUGUAAUUUGAGGAAUUGCUGUUUAUUUAUGAAAUCUUUGAGAUGAUUAUGAACCUCUUUGUCCAUGACAGUGAAGUGUCAAGUGGUCGGCGUGAAGCACAAGUAAUGUUUGUAUGCCUUCCUUUCUUACAUUUAUUUUUUACAUUGUUUGGACUAAUUGU